CGGGGCCGGCCAUCGUUUCUGGCCUUGCCAUCGCCGUCGCCGUCGCCGUGCUGCUCCUGCUGGUGGUGCCACGUCGCUGCUGCCGUCGGCCGUGAUGGGGCUCGCCGGGGAAAGAUCCCCCGUCAGUGGCGGCGGGUUCAGGUGCCAUCCCCGUUCUUGCUGUUUUCCUGCACGAACUUUGGAAACCUUUUUGAUGUUUCAUCGACAUGCUAAAGCUGUCACCAUCUCCGGAGUUGAUGUAACCUGAUCGAGUUCUCAGUAAACCUGCGACUGCCAUGUUAUGUUUUGCCGAGGGGUCGGAAAUCCUAGGUGCAUGAUGCUGCGUGUUGUUGUUUUUUUCAUCCUUUUCAAACUGUUUCUUGCUAUUGUACCAUGUUAAGUGGGUUAUCUGCAAACACAAGGGAUGAGUGCAGGACCAAUAUUUUAGCAUAUAAUUGUUCGAACAAAAUCAUAAUUGUUUGAAAAAUAUUUUAGCAUAUAUCCACAAAUACUUCUCUUUCAUGGAUCUGCUGAAUUCCUGCGGAAUCGUGAUCAGACUGACUCAUCCAUUUGGACAGCUCCUAGCGAUAGUGUCCAACAAACAUAUCUCCCACAAACCUUGUUCAUCUUGUGGUAGUGAAAACGGCAAGUUCAGCUAUGGGUAUGCAAGCUCUCCUGGGAAAAGAUCUUACAUGGAGGACUUCCAUGAAACCAGAGUAGAUGGUGUCGAUGGAGAGACAGUUGGGUUGUUCGGCGUUUUCGACGGCCAUGGUGGUGCUCGAGCAGCAGAGUUUGUAAAACAAAACCUUUUCACAAAUUUAAUCAAGCACCCAAAGUUCUUCAGCGAUACCAAAUCAGCUAUUGCUGAAACUUACACUCACACAGAUUCAGAGCUUCUGAAAGCUGAUACCAGCCAUCAUCGAGAUGCGGGGUCAACCGCUUCCACUGCUAUUCUUGUAGGUGAUCGCUUGGUGGUUGCAAAUGUUGGGGAUUCUAGGGCAGUCAUAUGCAGAGGAGGGGAUGCUAUAGCGGUGUCAAGAGACCACAAGCCAGACCAGACAGACGAGAAGCAGAGGAUAGAGGAAGCUGGUGGAUUUGUGAUGUGGGCUGGAACAUGGCGUGUUGGUGGCGUUCUUGCUGUUUCUCGAGCAUUCGGUGACAAGCUCCUAAAGCAGUAUGUGGUCGCUGAUCCAGAGAUCAAGGAGGAGGUUGUGGACAGCUCCUUGGAGUUCCUCAUCCUUGCAAGUGAUGGUCUGUGGGACGUGGUGACCAACGAGGAAGCCGUGGCCAUGGUGAAGCCGAUCCUGGACUCGGAGCAGGCCGCCAAGCGGCUCGUCGCGGAGGCCUCCCAGCGGGGCAGCGCCGACAACAUCACCUGCGUCGUCGUGCGCUUCAUGGAGCAGCACAACGGGCCGGGCAGGGCCACCAACGACCAAGCCUCGUAAACAUCUGCUGCUGUGCUGCUGUGACAUCUUCUUGGCACCAAAUAUACAAUUUUACUCGUACUUUCUGCUUCGUAGCAUCAUCAUUCUAGAGAUGCAGGUAAACCAGAGUCAUGUGCAAGUUGUUUUAUUUAUGCUGCAACUGAAAAUGUAAACGAAGGACACCUGCGUUGUUUGUCUUGGAAUGGAAUCUGGGAGGAAAAAGAAUCAUUCCCCAA
Molecule: messenger RNA, 1639 nt
Organism: Panicum hallii
Lineage: Eukaryota; Viridiplantae; Streptophyta; Magnoliopsida; Poales; Poaceae
Product: probable protein phosphatase 2C 59
Exons: 7
Coding region: 501-1424 (307 amino acids)
Biological process (GO): protein dephosphorylation
Cellular component (GO): cytosol; nucleus
Molecular function (GO): protein serine/threonine phosphatase activity; cation binding
Source: RefSeq, a predicted model, not a curated record